ACUACAAAGGUUGAAAGUGAAUUUAAAAAACAAUUAAAGCAUUUGUCGAUUAUCGGUUCUGGAGGUUUCGGAACUGUAUUCAAAGUAAAAUAUAAAAUUGAUGAAAAGAUAUAUGCCGUCAAAAGGAUUGAGCUGAAAACUAGAACAACUGAAGAAAGAAACAAAGUUUUUAAUGAAAUUGGCAAUUUAGAAAAAGUGCGUUCAGAAUAUGUGGUCGAAUAUUAUGAUUCAUGGUUUGAAGGGGAAUAUUUGUAUAUUCGAAUGGAGUUAUGUUCACAGAAUUUACGUAAUAUAUUAGAAAUCAAACCAAAAAUAUUUAAGCGUCAAUUAGGGGAAGCCAUGGAUUUUGUCGAGUAUUUCAUUUCGUGUAUAAUUUUCCGUCAGAUCUUAGAAAGUGUUCAGAACGGUAGAUUUGUUAAGUUAUGUGACUUUGGUUUGGCUACAGUUCACGACGAGCACAUUCAUUGCCGGACAUCUCAAAAACACACACCAGAUGUUGGCACAAUAAAGUACCAGGCACCUGAAAUAAAUUAUGGUGAUAAAUAUGGGCACAAAUCGGAUAUCUACAGUUUAGCAUUAAUUGGUGGAGAAAUAUUUGAUUUAAAAUUGUAUAACCAGGGCACUAAAAGG
Messenger RNA from Oppiella nova, 630 nucleotides. NCBI's taxonomy places the organism in Eukaryota, Metazoa, Arthropoda, Arachnida, Sarcoptiformes, Oppiidae. The record is from the annotation of a GenBank genome assembly.